Messenger RNA from Cloeon dipterum, 1486 nucleotides. Its product is annotated as RNA-binding protein 34. The record is from RefSeq and is a predicted model, not a curated record. Gene Ontology annotation, molecular function: rRNA binding. The transcript has 8 exons. Gene Ontology annotation, biological process: maturation of LSU-rRNA from tricistronic rRNA transcript (SSU-rRNA, 5.8S rRNA, LSU-rRNA). Bases 111 to 1442 code for a protein of 443 amino acids. NCBI's taxonomy places the organism in Eukaryota, Metazoa, Arthropoda, Insecta, Ephemeroptera, Baetidae. Gene Ontology annotation, cellular component: nucleolus.
CAAGCUUCGCCUCAUCGGCGUAUCGCAACCCCACGUGUUUAGCGAGUUUCAAACAAAGUGAUUACAUUUUUGUUCGUAGUCAGUUUUGAUUCUUCGUUGCUAUUUCAAUAAUGGGGAGAAAGAGCAAAAAGUCACUCACGGAUGCAGAAACUCCGAAAAAGGUGAAGAAAGAAUUAGACGCAGACUCUGUUGAAGUUGAAUCAAAGGAAGCACUGUCGAAUGGCUCAGAAAAUGGCUCGCCAAAGAAGAAGGGUGCAAAGGUAAAGACUCCCAAGAAAAUUGCCGUGAAAGAGGAGCAGCUGGUGAAGACCGAGCAAGUGGCAAAUUCGCCUAAGAAGCUUAAUAAGCGCAAGAGCGUUGAUCCUCCUGAAUCUCCUAAGGAAAAGAAGGCCCAGGUGAGCGAGCCAGUGAAGAAGACUCCUAAGAAGAAAAAGAAGGCCCUGAAAGCAAAGGAAAAUGAGCCCGAAAGCUCUGACGAAGAGCUGGAAAAAGAAGGAGACUUGGUCGGCGAGGAGGACGUCCCAGCAUCUGACGAUGAAGAUACCGUAGAGGAAAAGAGGGCCAAGUACCAGCGCGCGAAGGAAAUCGAGGAGGAGAAGAACACCAGGACCAUUUUCAUUGGCAACCUGCCCAAGGAAAUCUCCAAGGAGAAGAUCGAGCAGCUGUUCAAGAAAUUCGGCAAGAUUCAGUCGACUCGUUACAGAAACGCUCCAGUCGCUGAUAUCCGAGUGCCAAAGAAAGUUGCAACCAUCAAGAAAGACUUCCAUUCUAAGAGAACCAGCAUUUCGGCCCUGAUUGUGUUUGAAAAAAUCGAUUCGGUGCAGAAAGCUUUGAAAAUGAAUGGCACUGUUGUGGACGGACACCACAUUAGGGUUGAUAAAGCCGUUAAAGACAAAGCAGUUGACCCGUACUCUGCCAUUUUCAUUGGAAAUCUACCCCUUGGCAUUGAAGACGAAAAACUGUGGCAAGUUUUCGGUACUUGCGGCGAAAUUGAUAGCGUUCGAGUUGUGCGCGACAAAAACACUGGUUUCGGUAUUGGCGUGGGAUACGUCAACUUUAAGAAAUCAGACGCCGUCGAGCUGGCUUUGAUGAAGAACGGGUUCGUGCUUGACAAAAGGGAGUUGCGUGUGUCCAGGUGCUCAUCCAACCCGAAGUCGAGGCGCAAGGCAAAAUCAGAAAUCCGCAACAAGUUUGCCGCACGCUACAAGGAAGACCAGGCGCUUAAGAGGAAAAAGGCUGCCAAUCGAGAGAUGGAUGCCGCAAUGAAGCAGAAAAAGUUGAAGGUUAAAAUUGAAGACACGUCAUUCCAAGGACAGAAGGUGCAGACAGGAAAAGUCGCCAAGAAAUCCAAGAAGGAAAAGAUGAACCCUAAGAAGAAGCAGAUUGUGGAGUCUUUGGUGAAGUCAAUGAAGAAACCCAAGAAGCUAGCUAAAUCUGUGUAACCUGUUAAGGAAUUAAAAUAAAUGGAAAAUAUUGAAUUCUUGUA